UCAUCUGUUAUUUUGCUUUCAUUAGUAACUCCAUCAUUUUCAUCAUCAACUUUCUCUCUUCCCUGUAUAUGAAAAGUCCAUCAUGAUCUGUCUGUUCCAAUGCCACCAUAUUAAGGGUUAAAAUAACAAUAAUUGCCCUGAUGGUGAUCGUGUGGAAGAGAUAGUCUGGCCACCCUAUGGAAGAGACUGGUCCUAUCUACAGUCAAUAAUUGAACUCACUGGAGCGGAGGAGGUGGCCAGUAAAGGGACCAUAGCAUCACUAGUGUCCAGUGUCAAUGAAUAUAUUAAUAAUAAAUCUAACAUGGAGGACACUGUCAAAAGUGAGCAUGAUUGCAGACAACUGGUGAAGGACUUAAGGAAACAAUUGGUUGAAGUGAAAAGAGAAAAAGAAGAACAAAUCACAAAAUUAGAUGAAGAUGUUGCUCACUGCAAGGAUCAGUUACAAGAACUUAAAGCUUGUACCGGACUACUUAAUAAAUACAUUAAAAAACAAUCAGACGUCAAAGUUCAGUGCAGUCAGAGACAGCAGCAGAAUAAAGAGUCUGACCUUUAUAACGAGAGGGAGAGACUGAAACAAGAACUAGCAGAAGAGAAGAGAGCACAUGCUGAGAUUGAAAACUACAUGUACCUCAAGAAACACAUUGAA
Amphimedon queenslandica is the source of this 646-nucleotide messenger RNA. RefSeq names its product IQ domain-containing protein G-like. Lineage: Eukaryota; Metazoa; Porifera; Demospongiae; Haplosclerida; Niphatidae. Gene Ontology annotation, biological process: cilium organization. The transcript is spliced from 4 exons. Gene Ontology annotation, cellular component: cytoplasm; motile cilium. The annotation marks the transcript as partial. The record is from RefSeq and is a predicted model, not a curated record.